Daucus carota subsp. sativus is the source of this 1445-nucleotide messenger RNA. Its product is annotated as uridine nucleosidase 1. The transcript has 9 exons. Gene Ontology annotation, cellular component: cytosol. Gene Ontology annotation, molecular function: purine nucleosidase activity. The record is from RefSeq and is a predicted model, not a curated record. Gene Ontology annotation, biological process: purine nucleoside catabolic process. The coding region runs from base 200 to 1213 and encodes 337 amino acids. NCBI's taxonomy places the organism in Eukaryota, Viridiplantae, Streptophyta, Magnoliopsida, Apiales, Apiaceae.
AUUCUCAUCUCGGACGUAAAGUCCUAUUCCAAUAUUGGGUUUAAAUGUCAGCUUUGUCGUCCCUACACUGCUCACAAUUCCCUUAUACAUAUCGAUCAAUUGCAACUCCAGCCCCAUUUUGAUUCCAAUUCUACUUUAACAAACCCUAGAUACAAUACAAACAGAAUCUCUAUUUGCUUUAUAGCACUUUGUGUUUGUGAUGGCGAAUCAUAAAAUUGAAGCUGCGGAUGGAGUGGUUGCAGUGGACCCCGCUUCUUCUCCCCCUCAAAAGAUCAUUAUCGACACUGAUCCUGGCAUUGAUGAUAGCAUGGCAAUCAUGAUGGCUUUCCAAAUGGCUGGUUUGGAGAUAUUAGGACUAACUACAGUAUUCGGCAAUGUUUCAACAAAAGAUGCUACAAACAAUGCUUUAUUACUCUGUGAGAUCGCUGGAUGUCAACAUGUCCCUGUCGCAGAAGGUAGCUCUGAGCCUCUGAAGGGAGGAAUUCCACGUGUCGCAGACUUUGUUCAUGGUUCGGAUGGAUUGGGUAAUACAUUUUUACCUCCACCAAAAUCCAAGAAAAUUGAAAAGUCAGCCUGUGAAUUUUUGGUUGACAAGGUUAAUGAAUAUCCUGGUGAAGUAUCCAUUCUUGCAUUGGGACCACUGACGAAUUUAGCUUUGGCUGUCAAAAGAGAUUCAUCCUUUGCAAAGAAGGUUAAGAGAGUGGUUGUACUUGGUGGAUCUUUCUUCGCUUUGGGCAAUGUUAAUCCUGCUGCUGAAGCGAAUAUUUAUGGGGACCCUGAAGCUGCAGAUAUAUUGUUCACUUCUGGGGCUAAUAUUGAGGUUAUUGGCAUAAACAUUACAACUCAAGUCAAACUCACAGAUGAUGAUUUAUCUGAACUAAGGGAGUCUGAAGGAAAACAUGCUAAGCUUCUGUCUGAUAUGUGCAAAUUUUAUCGAGACUGGCAUGUAAAAUCAGAUGGUGUAUAUGGGAUUUUCCUUCAUGACCCAGUAAGUUUCGUUGCUCUGGUAAGGCCUGAUCUCUUUAAAUAUAAGAAGGGGGUCGUGAGGGUUGAGACACAGGGAAUCUGUAUAGGUCAUACGCUGAUGGACCAAGGAUUGAAGAAGUGGAAUACGAGUAAUCCUUGGACAGGUUAUUCUCCUAUUUCUGUUGCGUGGACAGUUAAUGUUGAUGAAGUGCGUGCCUGUAUAAAAAAACUAUUAAUGGCACCAUGAUGCUACCGCACAAUGCGCUGAAUUUGCAUCAUUGCUGAAUGCCUGGCGUCCCUGUUUCCUCGGGGCUAAUUAAACUGAUAUUUUUUCAGCCAAAACUGUAUUCUUCCGACGUUUGUCCAUCUUGUACUUAUCAAUGUUAAUUUAAUUGUAUCUAAUUUUCAUUAUUACAUUGGUUAAAUAGAGCAGACUUGCGAAUAUAGUAUAUGGAGUUAUGGACGACUCUGUUCUAGUC